Dioscorea cayenensis subsp. rotundata (Guinea yam) is the source of this 1728-nucleotide messenger RNA. RefSeq names its product pentatricopeptide repeat-containing protein At3g06430, chloroplastic-like. The coding region runs from base 57 to 1589 and encodes 510 amino acids. Lineage: Eukaryota; Viridiplantae; Streptophyta; Magnoliopsida; Dioscoreales; Dioscoreaceae. Gene Ontology annotation, molecular function: mRNA binding; protein binding. The record is from RefSeq and is a predicted model, not a curated record. The transcript is spliced from 2 exons.
AUAGCCUCUUGGAGAUAUUCUAACACAGCUCGGAAGCCUCCUCGUCAUCGGAAUCCAUGGCCGCCGCCUCGAGCUCUCUAUCCUUCUUCUCUUCGGCUCCUUCUAUCCUGAAGCCCGUUAGCUCAUCUAGGGCUUCUCCCCGCUUCCCUGUGGCGCCGCGCACAAGGCCCAGGGGUCCCGCCGGAGCGCCGAAGAAACCGUAUUCUCCGGCACCGGAGAGGCACUCUUCUCCAAAGACGAAGAAACAAUUUUCUCCGGUGAAGAAGGAAGUGUCUUCUCCGGCGCCAAAGAAGCGGCACUGGAAGGAGGGGGAGUUCCCGGGGGUGACGGAUGAGUCUAUUCUCGGAUCCCCGAGACCUCCCAUUAAGAACUUGAAGAAGAAGCUUGACGAUCGCAAUGCAGCCAAGGCUUGGGUUAGCACCGUCACUGAAACCCUAGUUGAUAAGAUCCAGAAGCGGCAGUGGGAAGCAGCGCUAGAGGUAUUUGAGAAUCUUAGAGAACAACCAUUCUAUUAUCCAAAAGCAGGAACAUACAUGAAACUCCUUGUGCUUCUCGGGAAAUCCGGUCAGGCUCACCGUGCUCAAACUCUCUUUGAUUGUAUGGUGGAAGAGGGAAUAGAGCCAACUUCGGAGUUGUAUACGGCAUUGCUUUUAGCUUACUGCCGAUGCAAACUUCUUGAUGAAGCAUUCAUAGUCCUCGGCAAGAUGAAGGCCUUACCCCUUUGCCAACCUGAUGUAUUUACAUACAGCACUCUCCUGAAGGCUUGUGUGGAAGCGUCUCGAUUUGAAUUGGUUGAUGCCUUGUAUCAAGAAAUGGCCGAAAGGAUGGUAACUCCGAACACUGUCACACAGAACAUUGUCUUGGGUGGUUAUGGGAGGGCUGGCAAGUUUGAUGAAAUGGAGAAAGUGUUAAGCGGGAUGAUCGAGAAUAAAGAUUGUAAACCAGAUGUUUGGACUAUGAACAUCAUACUAGGGCUAUUCGGAAACCAGGGCCAGGUUGAUGUGAUGGAGAAAUGGUAUGAAAAAUUCCGUAGCUUUGGGAUUGAACCAGAAUCGCGAACUUUUAACAUCUUGAUUGGUGCUUAUGGAAAGAAACGAAUGUAUAACAAAAUGACCUCUGUGCUAGAGUACAUGCGAAGGUUGCAAUUUCCAUGGACCACUUCGACUUACAAUAAUGUGAUUGAAGCAUUUGCGGAUGUGGGGGAUGCAAGGAACGUGGAAUUGGCUUUUAAUCAGAUGCGUGCGGAAGGGAUGAAGGCGGAUACGAAAACAUUCUGCUGCCUGAUAAAUGGGUACAGUAAUGCAGGGCUCUUUCAUAAGGUGGUUAGCAGCAUUCAGCUGGCUGAGAGAUUGGAAGUACCUGCUAAUGUAUCCUUCUACAAUGCCGUCAUUUCUGCUUGUGCCAAGGCCGGGGAUCUAAUGGAGAUGGAGAGAGUGUUUAGGCGCAUGAAGGAUAGGCAUUUCAUACCUGAUUCUAUGACUUAUUCAAUCCUAGUAAAUGCAUAUCAAAAGGAAGGAAUGAAUGACAAAAUCUUCGACUUGGAGCAGGAGCAGCAAAAACUAAGCACACCUGAACUUGUAGCAGCUUGAUGUUUUAGUCUAUUGUUUUGUUUAGGUAGGAUUUUUUUUAAGUUUAAUUGUCGCGGAGCUUCUCAAAUGUCUAGAUGCAAACUUUUGAUUGUACAAUUCUGAGUUUUCAUAUAUAUGAUGACAAUUCUGUUGUUUGUAC